AAGCGAUCCCGCGGGCCGCGAGCGCCCUCCGCGUAGCCUUGGGUCUGAGACGUAGAGCUGAGCGACCGCGGCCGCGAACGAGAUGCCGGUGGCCGUGGGUCCCUACGGGCAGUCCCAGCCCAGCUGCUUCGACCGCGUGAAGAUGGGCUUUGUCAUGGGUUGCGCCGUGGGCAUGGCGGCCGGGGCGCUGUUCGGCACGUUCUCCUGUCUCAGGAUCGGAAUGCGGGGUCGGGAGCUGAUGGGCGGCAUUGGGAAAACCAUGAUGCAGAGUGGCGGCACGUUUGGCACAUUCAUGGCCAUCGGAAUGGGCAUUAGAUGCUAAUCAGGGCCCUGAUUGCCUACUACAUGUAUACUUCCCCAUCCAUUUCGACACCUGUACAAUAAUAAAGCUUUUUCUUCUCA
Molecule: messenger RNA, 402 nt
Organism: Psammomys obesus (fat sand rat)
Lineage: Eukaryota; Metazoa; Chordata; Mammalia; Rodentia; Muridae
Gene: Romo1
Product: reactive oxygen species modulator 1
Exons: 3
Coding region: 83-322 (79 amino acids)
Biological process (GO): protein insertion into mitochondrial inner membrane; protein import into mitochondrial matrix
Cellular component (GO): TIM23 mitochondrial import inner membrane translocase complex
Source: RefSeq, a predicted model, not a curated record